Molecule: messenger RNA, 899 nt
Organism: Limulus polyphemus (Atlantic horseshoe crab)
Lineage: Eukaryota; Metazoa; Arthropoda; Merostomata; Xiphosura; Limulidae
Product: RPA-interacting protein A-like
Exons: 8
Coding region: 25-453 (142 amino acids)
Biological process (GO): protein import into nucleus
Cellular component (GO): nucleus
Source: RefSeq, a predicted model, not a curated record
GUUAGCUAUAGUCAUAGUGUUAAAAUGGCGGAAGCGCGAAGUCCAAAGUGCUUUGAAAAAUUAUUGGUACAUAAAGCUCUUUACAAAGUAAAAACGCCUCCGUGGAAAGAAACUUUUAGAAAGCGUUGCUUGGAAGGUCUAAAAACCAGGCGCCAGAAAUUGCAUGAUCGGUUUCGUCAAGUGCCACAAAAUGAUGAUUUAAAGAACAGUUCCUUCAUCAUCAGCCAUGAGAACUUUGGAAAGCUGGUGGAAGAGGUUAUGGAAGAAGAAUGGAAUGCUACACUAGGAAGUCAAAAAAUAUUUCCAUCCUUGCUGUCCAAAGGUUUGGAUAUUAAGAUUUUAGAAGAGAAUGAUGAAACUGAUGAAAUUAUAAGUAUUUUAGGUAGAAAUCCAAGCAGAACUGAUGAUAGAAGAACAACAGCUUCAAAAAUUGGAAGAAAAAGAAAAGGUUGAACAGCGUCAUCUUGAAUGGUUACAGAGAGAUGAGGUUAUUUGUCCAGUAUGUCAAAGGAAUCCUCUUACUGAGUCUGCUUCUGUGAUUUCUUGUCCAUGUGGGCUACAAAUUAGUUCUGAAUAUGACCAUCUACCCUUACAAAGGUUUCAAGAACAGCUCAAUAUUGGUCUUACCCAGCAUGCUAACAACUGUACUAUGAAUCCAAAUUUUAGUCUUACUUCUAUGUGUGGUAUAACGAACCUGUUUCUUCUCUGUGAGGCUUGCGAUUUCAUAUUCAUAGUGGUGUGAAACAACAAACUCGUUGAGGAAAAUGAAAGUAUCUUUCUCUAAAUUAAGCUUAUUUUAAUUUGAAGACAAGUUACCUGAUUACUAAGAAAAAUUAUGGGUUGUCUAAAAUCAAUGUAUAAAUACUGUAAAUUUCAUAAUAAAGUUUUGUUCUGUAAAA